GACCUGCCAAGCCCCGCUGGAGCUGCUCUCCCACUCAGUCCCCAGCAGGCCCGGCGCUCUCUUUCCCCUCGGUGACCCGCCCCCGAGCCCAGAGGAAGGAGCCCCUUUCUCUUCCUCUGAUUCCGUGGGGGUGGGGGGGGAGGAACUACCGCAAAGCCCAGCUGUUCUGGCCUCCUCAGUGCAGGCAGGGCCCCCGGAGAGCGCAGAGGUCCAGUGUGCGGGCCGGCGCUUGGCGGGGUCAGGGAGCAGCUGCCUCCUCUCCUGCCAAGAUGGGGGCCUACACGGCGGCCAGCCCACCGCCCAGGGAAUCCGUGCAGAGAGCCAGUGCCCGCGCGAGGAGCAGGCUGAGCCAGGGCCACAGAGUGGACACGGGGGAGCGCAGCCGUCCGAGGCUGCGGGAAACGCGGAGCCCCCCGCCCGGAGCCCCGGGGCGCGGAGUAGGAGGGGAGGUGGGGAGCCCCGCAGACGGGGCCGCGGGCCCCCAGGAGCGGAGCAUUUCUGCCCGCGCCUAGGGCGCACGUCCGCGAGCCUCGCCCUGGCACGCGGUCACGGGAAAGGGAAAGAAGGGAGAGACGGGGACCCCCUGGGCCCACGGAACGGCCCCCGAGGUGUGGUCGCGGGGCCCGUCCGCGGAGGGGACGACGUCUCGGCCGCGUCCCGGGAGGCGCGGGGGCCCCGGCGCGGGCAUCCCUCGCGCCUCCGCUCGUGCCUCCCCGCAGGUGCCAUGCUGCCGCCGCUGCUGGGCCUGCUGGGCGCCGCCGCCUGCUGGGCCCUGCGCCCGGCCGCGGGCGCCGCGGGGCCGCGCUCGGCCUUCUCGGCGGCGCGCACCACCGCCCUGGAGGGCGCGGCGCAGACGGCGGUGACCUUCGACAGGGUGUACGUGAACGUGGGCGGCGACUUCGACCCGGCCAGCGGCCGCUUCCGCUGCCGCGUGCCCGGCGCCUACUUCUUCUCCUUCACGGCCGGCAAGGCCCCGCACCAGCGCCUGUCGGUGAUGCUGGUGCGCAACCGCGACGAGGUGCAGGCGCUGGCCUUCGACGAGCAGCGGCGGCCCGGCGCGCGGCGCGCGGCCAGCCAGAGCGCCCUGCUGCAGCUGGCCUACGGCGACGCGGUGUGGCUGCGGCUGCCCGGCGCCCCCGGCUACGCGCUCGGCGCGCCCGGCGCCACCUUCAGCGGGCUGCUGGUGUGCGCCGCCGGCCCCGCCCCCGCCGCGGGCCCCGCCGCGCCCCCCGAGCCGCGCUCGGCCUUCUCGGCGGCGCGCACGCGCAGCCUGCUGGGCUCCGACGCCGGCCCGGGCCCGCGGCGCCGGCCGCUCGCCUUCGACACGGAGCUCGUCAACAUCGGCGGCGACUUCGACGCGGCGGCGGGCGUGUUCCGCUGCCGCCUGCCCGGCGCCUACUUCUUCUCCUUCACGCUGGGCAAGCUGCCGCGCAAGACGCUGUCGGUGCAGCUGGUGAAGAACGGCGGCGAGGUGCAGGCGGCGGUCUACGACGACGGCGCGUCGCGGCGGCGCGCGGUGCAGAGCCAGAGCGUGAUGCUGGCGCUGCGGCGCGGGGACGCCGUCUGGCUGCUCAGCCGCGACCGCGCCGGCUACGGCGCCUACAGCAACCCCGGCCGGUACAUCACCUUCUCCGGCUUCCUGGUGUACCCCGACCUCGGGCCCGCGCCGCUCUGAGCGCGCCCAAUAAAGCGGGCUGCGCCGGCGCCUGGCUGCGGGGUCCCGCGCUUCGUCUCGGGCGGGGCGGCAGCUGGGCGGGACCCGACCGGCCCGGCCCCGCCGCGGGCCGCCCCCGCUUCCCGCGCCCUUCCGGCCGGUCCCCGAGACCGGGCCGCGCUGGCCCGCGGCGUCGUUCCGGGGGCCCGG
Messenger RNA from Hippopotamus amphibius kiboko, 1864 nucleotides. RefSeq names its product C1q and TNF related 4 (gene C1QTNF4). The transcript has 2 exons. Bases 725 to 1675 code for a protein of 316 amino acids. The record is from RefSeq and is a predicted model, not a curated record. Lineage: Eukaryota; Metazoa; Chordata; Mammalia; Artiodactyla; Hippopotamidae. Gene Ontology annotation, molecular function: protein binding.